AUGACCACUGGCUUGACCUCGAUUGAGCAACAUGCCGCCUCGGUGUAUACGAGAGAAGUCUUUACUGAUGUCAAGAAACAGAUAGUCCAAGCUGCAGCGUUGAUUCUUAUAUCCAAGAAAAGGUGCCUUAACACAAUGGUCUAUAUGGUUGAGGAGUACGAGCAGCCAGCUACGAGAAUCAAGGUUGCCUAUGGCAGGUCCACGGGCAAAAUUGACUGCCAAUGUAACUUUUGGAGGAAGAAUGGGUACCCCUGUAGACAUAUGUUCUUUGUGAUGAAGUCCGAACAUGUAACUACCAUCCCGGAUGCACUUGUGUUGCAGAGAUGGCGAUUAAACGCGAAGGCCAUAGAGAGUUACGUCGAGAGGUGGGGUGGCACCAGUGAGGCCGGGUUUUUGCUUCGACACGACGAGUUUUUGGGUGAAUAUGAAGAUGUCGCGACAUUAGAUGUGGAUGACAUAAAGCGGAUGCGGUGGGAUAGUGUUGACGCUGCUUAUGAGUUUUACAGGAGGCUGGGAAUGUGUCAUGGAUUCGGCGUCAGGAAGGGUGAUUCAGGCAAAGACUGUAGAGGAAAUCUGAUUAGAUAUAGGUUUUUUUGUAACAAGGAAGGGUUGAGGGAUGGGAGACACAACGACCGAGUUGAUAGACGGAGGGCACACAAACCUGAGACACGAACCAAUUGUGAGGCUAAGCUCUCCAUAUACUUUGAUAAGAUUGAGCGUUGUUGGAAGGUGCGAAAAGUUGCGACAGAACAUAAUCACGACUUGACGCCCGCAUCAAUGGUCCAUCUGAUAGCCAACCAUCGUGAAAUGACCGAUGCAGCAAAGGCUCAGAUUGAUGGGUUGCAUGCUAGUGGCAUUGCGACAUCGAAGAUUGUUGGAUACAUGGCCGGAAUGGCUGGUGGGUACUCGUUGUUGGGUUUCUUGAAGAAGGAUGUGUACAACUACGCCGACAGAACCCGGCGCGCUAACAUAUCAGAUGGCGAUGCGAAUGCGGCUGUUGUUUAUCUGGAGGGAAAGGCUGGUUCGGAUCCCAUGUCGGUUGCUAGAUAUAGUGUAACAAAAGACGCAAGGCUGGCAAAUUUAAUUUGGGCCGAUGGAGCUAGUAGAGUUGAUUAUCAACAUUUUGGAGAUGUGCUGGCCUUCGACUCGACAUAUAAGAAAAACAACUCUUUUAGAAGGUGGUUGUAUGUUGACAUGGAAAUAGAGGAGUUCGAGAUGGAAUGGGAGCGUGCGGUUGCUGAGUAUGACCUAUAUGACAAGGAGUGGGCCACCCAAAUGUAUGAGAGGAGGAUGAUGUGGGCAAAUGCAUAUCUGCAAGGCAAGUUUUGCGCCGGUUUCCGGACAACGUCUCGAUGUGAAGGGGUUAAUGCCUUUGUAAAAAAGUUCUCGAAGACAACGCACACUAUACUUGAGUUGGUUCAGAAUUUGGAAUUGGUGGUCCGGGAGUACCGAAACAAAGAUUACUACUCCACUUCAACUCAAUGA
Arachis duranensis is the source of this 1485-nucleotide messenger RNA. Its product is annotated as protein FAR1-RELATED SEQUENCE 5-like. Lineage: Eukaryota; Viridiplantae; Streptophyta; Magnoliopsida; Fabales; Fabaceae. Gene Ontology annotation, molecular function: zinc ion binding. The coding region runs from base 1 to 1485 and encodes 494 amino acids. The transcript is spliced from 3 exons. The record is from RefSeq and is a predicted model, not a curated record.